Molecule: messenger RNA, 1023 nt
Organism: Haliotis rufescens (red abalone)
Lineage: Eukaryota; Metazoa; Mollusca; Gastropoda; Lepetellida; Haliotidae
Product: ice-structuring glycoprotein-like
Exons: 2
Coding region: 1-1023 (340 amino acids)
Source: RefSeq, a predicted model, not a curated record
AUGUUCCGACUACAACUACCGUAUGACAACAAUGGCCACUACCGCAUCAUCAUCAAACAGAAGAAGAAGGAGAAGGGGGACAAGGACGAGGACGUUCUCAAUAGCGAGCAUGACUGCAUGCAUGAGAAGUUAAAGAGUGUUGUGGACACAUUUCUGCCUCCGGAGUAUGGCAUCUGCAUCCCCAGCAUGGAACUCUACGUGGAAAAGUCAACCCCAACACCUGAAGCAGCAGCACUCACAGCAUCCAUACCCAAAGCAGCCCAAAAGGCAGCAGCACCACAUGUCGCAGCACUUACCACAGUGCAGUAUUCAUCGCAGACAACACCAUCAACAACACCCGUAGCAGCAGCAGAAGCAGCCACCACACAGGAAGAAGAAGAUGCAGCUGCAGACGCAGCAACAACACCCUCACUAAAAGUAUACAUCAAUGCACUACAGAUGGCGCAAUGCGCGGCAGGUGUGAGGGCAUCGAAGGGGACACCCCGAGAAGCAUCAGCAACAAAAACAUUCGCCUCAGCACUAUCCUGGGCGGCAGCAACAGCCACAACCGCCACACCCUCAGCAGUAGAAGCAGCAACAGCUGCACUCGUCGCCGUAGUAACAGGAGUAACUUCAGUGCAGUCAUCUUCACCACCACCUUCACCAUCACCGAUGGACACCUCAGAUGCUGCAGCAUCCACGCCAAAACCAGUUGCAGUCACCACAGCACCCUCAUCAACAGCACCCACACCAAAACCAGUGGCAGCAGCAAUGGUAGCAGCAGUGGCACCAGCAGUGGCAGACACCACCCCCACAGCCAUAGAAGCACCAGUGGCAACACCCUCACCAACAGAACUCUUCGAUGCGCUCCACGCAACAGCAGAAGCAGCCGCGGCAGCAACGACGCCCUCACCAGCAGCAGCAGCACCAGAAAUCAUCUCAGCACUAUACAGAGCGGCAGUAGCAGCUGCAGCAGCAACACCUUCACCAACAGCAGCAGCCACAGAAGCACUCGUUGCAACAUUGAGCAGGCUACCUGUGUGA